AUGGAUGACGAGCAGAAUGGUGCUGAGGCGGAGCAUUUGAAUAAUGCGAUUGCCGCCGCCGCCGCCGCUGCGGCAGCCGCUGCAGCUCAGCAACAGAAUCCGAAUGAGGUGACGAUCGGCCCGCAACCGCAACAAUCAACGCAAUCAAAUCAUGCAGGCAGCUCAAAUGGCAUUCACUCAGCUCACCCACAGUACACCGUCGAGUAUUUGUCGCAACUGCUCAAAGACAAGAAACAACUAGCUGCUUUUCCCAACGUUUUUCACCAUUUGGAGCGCUUAGCCGACGAGGAGAUCAGCAAAGUUCGUGUGGCACUGUUCCAGUUCGAAUUCACCAAAGAAGAUGUUGUUCUGCCGGAACCGCAAGGCGAGAUCUCAGUUCACACCGAGAAAGUCUUUGUUCCAGCUAAAGAGCAUCCUGAUUACAACUUCGUCGGGCGAAUAUUGGGCCCGCGAGGAAUGACAGCGAAACAACUCGAACAGGAGACUGGAUGUAAAAUAAUGGUCCGUGGACGUGGUUCGAUGCGUGACAAGAAGAAGGAGGAAAUGAAUCGGGGCAAGCCGAACUGGGAGCAUCUCUCCGAGGAGCUUCACGUGCUCAUUCAAUGCGAAGACACAGCCAACCGUGCGCGCCUCAAGCUUAUGCGCGCCGUUGAAGAAGUGAAAAAGCUUUUGGUGCCAGCGCCAGAAGGAGAGGAUGAGCUCAAGAGGAAACAAUUAAUGGAAUUGGCCAUUAUCAACGGCACGUACAGAUCGAACGCUGAUCAGAAUGCACUGGCUGUGGCUCAACUAGCAGCCGUUAAAAACCAACAACCACUUGCUGCAGCACUUCAAGUCGCUCUGGCGCAACAGCAAUCGCGCGCUGGAUUCCAAAUGCUUGGGGCUUCGGGAUUAGCUCGAUCGCCGACCAUGGCUGUUGUUGGAGCUCCAAUUGUGAUGAGCCCGAGUGGAAGAGCGGCCAGCGCUGGAAGCGCCACUUCGCAGGCACAAGCUGCCCUUCUAAUGCAGCAACAGGCACAGGCUGCUCAAGGAUCGGCCGCUUUGGCGUCAGCUCAGCAAGCCGCGCUGUUGCAGCAACAUCAGGAAUAUCAGCAGUUGUUGUUGAACCAAGGUCUGUAUGAUCUGAACGCAGCGGCCAUCCAGCAACAACUUGCUACGCAAUCAGCUGCUGCUCAGGCGCAAGUCUACAGCGGAAUGAUGGCCCAGACCGGGCAGCAACAAUAUUCUGAAUACGCGGGAGUCGAUUUGACGAGUCAGGAGACAGCCGGUGGGUAUUAUGUUAGACGAUGGGCUUGA
This is a messenger RNA of Caenorhabditis bovis, 1293 nucleotides long. Lineage: Eukaryota; Metazoa; Nematoda; Chromadorea; Rhabditida; Rhabditidae. The record is from the annotation of a GenBank genome assembly.